CUUGUGAGCUGCUGAGCGACACCGUGAGUCCUGCCUCUGGAAACUUUUGUUAUUUUUUCCCCUCAGCCUACUUCAAUUGUUUCCACAACUUGGUCACAGACUCGGACAAGUUGCCAGAGAUCUACAGGCACAUCCCACAGCCUGGAGGAAGCUCCUCUGUGCUUCACUAAGUCACACCAGAGGUGGGGUGACAGCGCCAUGGAGGAUUAACAAGCAAGAAAAAGGUACUGGUAAAUCAGAUUAUCUGCCCUGUCAGUACCAGCCUACAGGACUAUCCAGAUCUCCUGGCUGAAAGCUCCACAGAGGCUGUCUAAAACAAAGACAAGAUAUUAGGCACUUUGCACUGUUCCUGACCACUGCUCUUCUCUCCCGCACUCCUAAAACCUCUGAUUUGUGCCCUCUGCUUUCUUGUUGCCAUGGAGAAGGUCCAACACAUGACCCGCGCCGCUCUGAGGAGAGCCUCAACUAUUGAGGUCAACCCGCAAGCACGCCAAAGGCUCCAAGAGCUCUUUGUGAAUUUCUGCCUGAUUUUAAUUUGCCUCUUGCUGAUCUGUAUCAUUGUGAUGCUUCUCUGAAGUUCCAGCACUUCUCUAUCCUGUCCUCUAGGAAAGUCACCCCAGGGGGAAGAGAGACCUACACAUGCAACUCCCAGUGCAAGGAUCCUCAUGUGACAGGGGCUAGCACUUGGACUACAGAGCGUGCCAACCAGUGCUCUGUUAUCUUACUGCCCGCUACAUGUAUUAAAAACACCUUUUCUGUGCAGAACAGCGUUUAGAGCCUGUAGUUACAAAGUUGUGCAUGACUCAAUUUGUCAGUCUCAAUAAAGAGAUGUCUUUAUACAUGGGUUAAAGUAACAGUAAAUGAGAUUAUAUGCUCUGAACAGUAACAGCCAGCAGCUGGUAAAUUCAGUGUUUUAGUCAAAUAAACACCACCACCACUUUUUGGGGGCCUAAAUGUUUUUAGGUUUCUGUGAAAAUCUUUAAGCCCUUGGAAGGGUUCCAAAUUUGGACCAUGCCUGCCCAAAGAAGAGAUUACAGGUACACAGCCCUCAACACAUCCUGGGAAAAUUUCUGCUCUCUUUAGUUCAAGGUACUGCAUCUCUGCAUUACCAACUGAAGGCAUUCAAAUUGCUUUUGUGUUUUUCAAAGGAAUAUGAGAAUGAACCAAAACUCUCUUCUAACUCAGAAAGGAAAAACUAUUUCAUAUGUUUUUCUCCCUGUUGAAGAGAUCUUAUAUCUGGAAAGAUUUUUCAUUAUGUUUUACAGAAAAAAAUUGACACCACCAUAACUGAUAUAAUAAAAAAUUUUGUUUUCCAUAGUCAUUUGACUGACAUGACAACUAACACAACUUAGAUUCUCUGAGUUCUUAGUAUUUGCCUUUAGACAACUUAAUUAAGGCCUGUUCUAAUGUAUGUAAUAAAUUUAUGUAAUUUAUGUAAUAAUUUCCUUAGUUUAAAACUACAAAAAACUUGGAAUUUGCCAAUGUCACAUGAGGUGGCUUACACCUGAUGUGGUGAAGAGAAAAGUCUAGGUCACCAUUGCAUCCGUACAAAUAUAUGUAACACCCCCAUUUUCAGCUGCAAAUUCCUGCUAGAGAAAAUGCAAGUACUUUCCUAAAAUGACAGAUAAAGUUCAUUGUAAACAAUUAUGCACAGGAGGGGAAAGCACUGCAGAAAUAUAUUUUCAACAUAUAAACCACAGGCUAUACACUCCAGAAAUUAUGAGUAACAAGACUGAGUAGAUACAUGACUUCUAGCUCUACCAACCCUAUUAUAUGUUGCUGGUGUUAAGCAAAAUUCCUAGAAAUUUGAUACACUUUUCAAAUUUAGAGAAAGCUCAAGAAUCAACAGACAGAGGUCAGACAGACAUUCAUUUUAAAAGAGAUAUUAUUCUAUUCCAUUCUAUGUACUAUAUAUAUAUAUAUAUAUAUUCCAUUCUAUCUACUGAUUAAUACAGAAAAUCAAAACAAGAUUAUCUUGCAUUCUGCCUUUAAGACUUAAUAUUUCAUGAGUAGAACUUGACAGUGAACAGCUGAGCAGGAAGGGAAGAAACCUUUGAAACAGUCUCUAUUCUGCAGGUAUGUUGACACCAGACUCUGAAAUAAGGUUGGUUACCCACUACAGGAAAUUAAGAUAGCUACUUGUAUGAGGAUUAGGGCAGGCACUGGUGAGACUGGCAACAACCCCCACACUUCAAGUUAGUAUAUGAGCAUUACUGAUUUGAACUGUGUAAAUCUCAAUUUCCAUUUCAUGCAUUCUGACCACUCUCACAAACGCAUGAGAUUUUAGCAAUCAUAUUUCCCCUUUUAAUCCUUCUUACUUUUCUUCUCCAAUCUGUAUUUUUGCAAUGGAUAGAGUUUCUUGCUUUAGUUUGGUUUGGAUGUGUUUCAAUAGACUUCAACUAGAAAUAGAGAACAGUUUUACAGUACUGAACACUUGCUGAAAAAAACUGUUAGGAGUAAAGCAUUAGCACUACAUUCUGAAGACGUGUUUGGGUUAUAGGUUUCACAAGCCAAUAAUACAAAGGAGUCAGAGUAAAGCAUUGCUAAAAAAUGUAGCCCAAUAAAAACAAACCCUCCAACUUCCUCUAGUGCACCUGAAAACCCUUAACUUAUUUUAAAACAAUAACCAACCAAGAACAAAACCAUGUUAUCAAUAAACUGGAAGCCCUAGUGCUAUUUUAUAGCAAGGUAGAUAUAUUGCAUAUACUGUAUGGUUCAUUUGUGUCUUAGGCUUCUGUUGAUCAAAAAAUCUGUUAUCCUCUCUCUGUAUCACCACUUGUCAACUAAACCCAAACAUUUAAGAAAAUCUUUUUGUACAUAAUACAGUCUUCUUUGUAGACUUAUGUAAGCUUUGAAAAUAAUAUCUACAGUAUUUUUAUUUAAUAAAAGGACUGCUUGAAAAAUAUUAAUACAUAAAAUAUAUCCAAUUCUGUUUAGAAAGAAGCAUCCAUUCUAUUACUCACUUAUUAAAGCUAUGUGAAAAGAAGCUACUCAUCACACAGAUUUCUGAUUCUCUAAAUCUCUGUUUAUUCUGUUUUGGUUUUCAAACCAAAACUGCUGCUAUGCUGCUAUGUCCAGGUCACUUACAUGUACCUCAUUUCCACUCAGUAGACAGUGCUUGUAACUAUUCAUAACGAAUUUUCUGCAAGUACAAUCAAAAAGUUCACCACCUUUAUGAGCCAUAAUAAAAAUUGCAAUCAUGUACAACACAUAGCUUGGAUUAAGUUUUCAGUUCUCUGCUCCACUCCACCCAAGCCUAAAUCUUUUUCCUAAGGUCAUCUUAGUGAAUAAAGACAGCUAAAUAGCCAACAAUCUGAUAUUAAUCUUCCUCCAGAAAAAAAAAUUACCAACUUCCUUGACAAUUUUAUACUGAAGGAGGUAAAUCAGGAACCAAAAUAUGCUGGUUUUAAAGAUAUGUUUCCUCAGCCAGUUCCUCAGCAAAAAAUGAUGCAAUAAUUGAUUCAAUCAUUUAAAAAAUAUUAUUCUCUAUGUGAAAACAUGACCCAUUUAAAAAUUGAAAUUUUGCUCUGACCAAGACUAGUCAGUAAGGUGUUUUAGAAGGCAGCAUAUACUUGCAUUUCUUGAAUAACUCUUCUACAUCAAUUUAGCACUAAGUUCCCUUCCUGGCAGAACUGAACCACUCAGUGGACAGACGAGAGUAAAGCAACCUUAAAAUUAUUCACACAACAUGCACAAAAUGUUUGUCACACCCCUGCACAAAGAAUAUUUAUGCAAGUUUGCUACCCCUACACCAAUGACCAAUGGUACAGCUAGCCCAGUGGUAUCCUGGCAUGCAUUAGGAAGAGCAUUCCCAGCAGGUCAAGGGAGAUGAUCCUGGUCCUGCACUCCACCCUAGAGAGGCUGUGGUGCUGUGUCCAGUUCUGGGCUCCUCAGUACAGGAGAGACAUGGAGUUCCUGGGGCUCGUUCAGCCGAGGAUGGCAAAGAUCAUUAAGGCACUGGAGUAUUUCUGUUAAGAGGAAAGUCUGAGGGAGCUGGGAUUCAAGAAGUGACUGAGAGGGGACUUUAUCAAUGUCUACCAGUAUCUAAAUUGGAUGUCAAGAGUGUGGAGCCAGGCUCUGCUGGGUGGUGCCAAGCAACAGGACAAGAGGCAAUGGGCAGA
Messenger RNA from Catharus ustulatus (Swainson's thrush), 4121 nucleotides. It is a transcript of the gene PLN, whose product is annotated as phospholamban. Bases 417 to 575 code for a protein of 52 amino acids. Gene Ontology annotation, cellular component: membrane; sarcoplasmic reticulum. The transcript is spliced from 4 exons. NCBI's taxonomy places the organism in Eukaryota, Metazoa, Chordata, Aves, Passeriformes, Turdidae. Gene Ontology annotation, biological process: negative regulation of calcium ion import into sarcoplasmic reticulum; negative regulation of ATPase-coupled calcium transmembrane transporter activity; negative regulation of heart rate. The record is from RefSeq and is a predicted model, not a curated record. Gene Ontology annotation, molecular function: ATPase inhibitor activity.